GUUUUGGGGUUUGAACUCCCCCACCGCCCAAAAUGAAAAAAAAAACGGAAGAAAUUGGUGGGGAGAGGGAACCAGCAACAAGGUGAAUCCGCGGGUGCUGAACUGUGUGCUGAACAGUAUGCGGUGGUCCACUGUACUUGACUUUCUUGCCUCCUUAUGACUAUAAAGGUCACCAGUACAAAACAAAACAUCACAAUUUUAUGAGGAAUUUCCACCUCAGUGAACCAGGAACCGUUUUGUGUCUGAACCCCCCCAGCCCCCAAAAUGAAAAAAAAAAAAACUGAAGAAAUUGGUGGGGAGAGGGAACCAGCAACAAGGUGAAUCCGCGGGUGCUGAGCUGUGUGCUGAACAGUAUGUGGUGGUCCAAAGUACUUGACUUUCUUACCUCCUUAUGACUAUAAAGGUCACUAGUACAAAACAAAACAUCACAAUUUUAUGAGGAAUUUCCACCUCAGUGAACCAGGAACCGUUUUGUGUCUGAACCCCCCCAGCCCCCAAAAUGAAAAAAAAAAAAACUGAAGAAAUUGGUGGGGAGAGGGAACCAGCAACAAGGUGAAUCCGCGGGUGCUGAGCUGUGUGCUGAACAGUAUGUGGUGGUCCAAAGUACUUGACUUUCUUACCUCCUUAUGACUAUAAAGGUCACUAGUACAAAACAAAACAUCACAAUUUUAUGAGGAAUUUCCACCUCAGUGAACCAGGAACCGUUUUGUGUCUGGACCUCGGAACCCACUUCUCUAAAUUUAGUUUUGGGGUAAUCUAUUGAGGCCAAAAGAAGACCCUGAAAAAACAUAGCAAUGGCUCAAAACCAGAAGCUCCAAAACCUGAAAAAUAAUACCACAGCCAGAUUUAAAACCAGCAGUAGACCGAGGACCACAACUAAAACCUGAAACAGUAUUAAAACCAGAACUAGAUUCAUAACCGGAAAAAUCUAAAACCUGAACCAAAGUCAAAACCAGAUGACCUAGUAGCAGGACUAAAACUUGAGCCAGAAUCAGAAGUAAAACUAGAACCAGAUUCAAAACCAUAAGACCUAAACUACAACUAAAACAGGAACCAGUAUCAAAACCAGAAGACUUAAAACGAGAACCAAGACUACAACCAGAAGCAAAAUCUAAAGCAGAAGUAAAAACAGCAUCAGUUAAAAUCAGUACUAAAACCUGCAUAACAAAAGCAAAAAACAAAACAAAAGUAGAACAGAAUCAGAACCAGAAAAAUAAAAAAACAGAAGCAGAACUAGAGCCAGGUGUUGGACCAAAACUAAUGGAUUAUAUUAUGAAUGACUGUAUAAAUUAAAAGAGUAAUCAUUCAAAUUAAAGUAAUAUCUAUUUUUUAAAAAUGACAAAACAAAUCCUCACCAAGGUGACAUGCACUAAAACAAACAUGCAACUACUGAUUUUAUGAUACAGGAUAACAAACAAAACGUGCUUUCAUAUUUUAUUUUUAAGUGACGAGUAUGUUUGCUCGGAAUGUCUCCAACCUCGUGGGUUAUUUACACCCGUUACCACGCAACGGUUGCUACGUGAGCAUCUGAAAACAAUUCACACCAAAACCAACUAAGUGACGUCCUCAAUCCAACGUAUGCACCAGAGAAGCCCCCGAACCAUUCGAUCGAGAACUCUGAAAUGACGGGCGUUCACAUCGACCCGAGCAGAGCUCCCGUCGCCUUCGGGCGGCUGGCCAUCCCGGAGCUGUUCGCACAGCUCGUGGAGCCCGACGCCGCCAGGAGGCUGCGCGCCCUCGCGUCCCUCUGCGACCUCACUCACGAUCCGGAGCGGCUCUACCAGGUGGUCACUGAAGGUUUUCUGGACCAGUUGGAUGUUCUAUUGAAGGAUGGAGAUUCGGCUGUGAGGACCAGAACCUGCGAGCUUCUGCACCUUAUCACAAGCCACAACAUCGCGAGGCAAGCCCUUCUGUCCUCACCCCUCCUGGCCCGUCUGUCUCAGCUGCUGGAUGACCCUUCCCCACUCUGCAGGACGCGCGCCCACCGCGUGAUAAACAGCCUGGCGCUGCUGCCCGCAGGUAGGCAGGUGCACCUGGAUGACAUCAGAGAGUCACAGCAAACAUGUUUUUUUUACCCCGAGGCUCAUAUGCCAGGUGCCAACGCCCUGCAGAAUCUGGUUCCCAAGAUGAUGCUGAAGCUGCAGGAGGAGCAGGAGGAGAAGGAGGAGGAGGUGCAGGCCCUGCUGCUAUCCACGCUCAGCUGCUGCUCGCGGCUGGACGCCGGCCCCGCCCUGUCUCACCGCGGUGUCACGCUCAUCGGACGCAAGCUCUCGCACACCUGCUCCAACAUCCGGAGGGAGGCGGCGGGAGCCAUGAUGGCGCUCAGCGUUCCGGUGGAGGGGAAGCGUCAGGUAUGCGAGGCAGCAGUACUUCCUGUCCUGGCGGACCUCCUGCGGGACCAGGACGUGGAUGUGCAGGCCAACGCUGCAGGCGCCAUCAUGAAUACGGUGGUCAUCACGACAGGUAAGCAUCAGUGUUUGGAGCUGGACGUCCUCCCUGUCCUGCUGCAGCUUCUCUCAGAACGCAAACAGGAUGUGGAAGAGGAGCAGAGGAGGAAGGCUCUGGUACUGUACUCCCUCAGAGCUCUCACCUCAUUGGCCGAGGCCCCCGACGGGCGCCAACGCCUGCUACUGGAGCUUCCCCUGCUGGUGGGGAGGAGCGAACCACCCGAGGAAGACGCUGACAUCCGGUGCGCCGCUCGCACCGCUGUUAAUGUUGUCACCUGGACGCCGUGACAGCAUUGAGCUAACCUCUAUUCUCUUCAAUAAAGGGAACAUUGUAUCACAUGACCACAUGCCUUGAUCGCUGCUAAUGCUAAAAUGCUAACAUAACUUAUGCUACAAAGCUAGUGUUAGCAGCUGCUUUAGUGUCGUUCAUGUUGCUAUGGAAACACAUUGUGUUU
Molecule: messenger RNA, 2902 nt
Organism: Phyllopteryx taeniolatus (common seadragon)
Lineage: Eukaryota; Metazoa; Chordata; Actinopteri; Syngnathiformes; Syngnathidae
Gene: rsph14
Product: radial spoke head 14 homolog
Exons: 5
Coding region: 1623-2735 (370 amino acids)
Molecular function (GO): protein binding
Source: RefSeq, a predicted model, not a curated record